Messenger RNA from Didymella exigua CBS 183.55, 1089 nucleotides. RefSeq names its product dehydrogenase/reductase SDR family member 8 precursor. Gene Ontology annotation, molecular function: oxidoreductase activity, acting on the CH-OH group of donors, NAD or NADP as acceptor. The record is from RefSeq and is a predicted model, not a curated record. Lineage: Eukaryota; Fungi; Ascomycota; Dothideomycetes; Pleosporales; Didymellaceae. The transcript is spliced from 3 exons. Bases 1 to 1089 code for a protein of 362 amino acids.
AUGUCAGCCGCCCUCCAACGCGUCUCGAACAUCAUCUCCCUCUCCAUCUCGCAUCUCACGCUCAAUCCCGCCGUCACAGCCUCCCUACUGUACGUAUUGACAAAGGGGCCUGAUAGCCUCCGCGCAAGACUCACGGACCGCUUCGCUGUUCUCCGCGACCCCUCUCGCCAUGCAACCAUCGUCCGCGUCCUGAAAUGGUGCCUUACCCUCGGCCUCCUCAAGACUGUAAACAAAACCCUAAACCACCUCGCGCUCAACAACUACCGCCUCAAGUCCGUGUCGGCACAAUGGAAUUGGGACAAGGAGAUUGCUGUCGUGACAGGCGGCUGCAGCGGCAUCGGGGCUUUGAUCGUAAAGCGGUUGGUCAGUCGCGGCGUCACAGUCGCAAUUCUGGACGUCCAGCAACUCCCCGCUGACUUUCAAGGCUACGCGCAUAUCCGGUUCUACAGCUGCGACAUCACCGACCCUUCGGCCGUCGCGGACGCAGCAAGCAGGAUCAAGAAAGAAUUGGGAAGUCCGAGUAUUCUCGUCAACAAUGCGGGGAUACUCUCGGCGCACACGAUUCUCGCUACGCCCCACGAGUAUCUGCGCAAGAUCUUCGAUGUUAAUGUGCUGAGUAACUGGACCACGGUGCAGGCGUUCCUGCCAGAUAUGCUUGCGCAGAACAAAGGCCAUGUUGUCACGGUGGCCAGCUCAGCGAGCUAUGUCAGCGUAGCGGGCAUGACGGACUACUGCGCGACCAAGGGCGCGGUACUGGCGUUCCACGAAGGUCUAAACCAGGAGUUGAGACUGUCGUACAAUGCCCCCGCCGUCCUCACAACCUCCGUCCACCCCGCCUGGGUCCGCACACCGCUCCUCGCGCCCGUGGAGCAGGAGCUCAAGAAGCGCGGCGCCGUGAUCAUGGAGCCGACCGACGUUGCGGACGCAGUGGCCAAGCAGGUAUUUAGCUGUCGCGGUGCGCAGGUAUUCCUACCCGGGACCGCGGGCAAGAUUGCGUGGAUUCGCGCGCUGCCGAACUGGGUGCAGGAGAGAGUUCGGACGGGGGUUUCGAGGACGAUUACCGAGAGUGUGGAGAUUGGGGGGAUGUAG